This is a messenger RNA of Eremomyces bilateralis CBS 781.70, 213 nucleotides long. RefSeq lists its product as uncharacterized. The record is from RefSeq and is a predicted model, not a curated record. NCBI's taxonomy places the organism in Eukaryota, Fungi, Ascomycota, Dothideomycetes, Eremomycetales, Eremomycetaceae. Bases 1 to 213 code for a protein of 70 amino acids. The transcript has 2 exons.
AUGUUCCUGGUCAAUGGCGCCCGCUACACGGCGUUAGACGUCGUCCUCGACCAGACACCCCCCGGGCAUCGCGUUAACGCCGAUACCAUACUCCACCUCGGGCCUCCGGCCGGGAUCGUGCUGGCGUCCGAGACGACGAGAGACUGCGACUUCGUCAGCAUGCCAGCCGGCACCGUCCUCCUGGCGCCCGUCAGCAUCAAAAUCGACUGCUAA